GGCUCCACCCCCGACGCGGAGAGGCAGGUUCCGAGGCUGCAGCACCUGGUGGAGUCUGGGUGGCGGUGACCGGCAGUUCCCGCGCGGUCGUCCAGAUGAUAAAACGAGGCUCAGAGAGGUUAUGUAACUUGCUCAAGGACACACAGCAAUCUAUCAUAAUUCAUAAAUUGGGAACAACAGUGAACAGGAAAGUGACAUUCUCGUAAACUUCAAAGUAUCAGCAUCUUUAGUUCAGCAUCCUUGGUUAUGGAGUAUAAUUCUAAGGCUUUCUGCAGAGAUUUGAAAAAUGGCAACAAAUGAAAGUGUCAGCAUCUUUAGUUCAGCAUCCUUGGCUGUGGAGUAUGUAGAUUCACUUUUACCUGAGAACCCUCUACAAGAACCAUUUAAAAAUGCAUGGAACUAUAUGUUGGAUAAUUAUACAAAGUUCCAGAUUGCAACAUGGGGAUCCUUGAUAGUUCAUGAGGUCCUUUAUUUCUUGUUCUGUUUACCUGGAUUUUUGUUUCAAUUUAUACCUUACAUGAAAAAGUAUAAAAUUCAAAAGGAUAAACCAGAAACAUGGGAAAACCAGUGGAAAUGUUUUAAAGUACUUCUCUUUAAUCACUUUUUUAUCCAGCUUCCUUUGAUCUGUGGAACUUACUAUUUUACAGAGUAUUUUAAUAUACCUUAUGAUUGGGAAAGAAUGCCAAGAUGGUACCUGCUUUUGGCAAAAUGCUUUGGCUGUGCGGUGAUUGAGGAUACCUGGCACUAUUUCCUGCAUAGGCUCUUACACCACAAAAGAAUAUAUAAAUAUAUUCAUAAAGUUCAUCAUGAGUUUCAGGCUCCAUUUGGAAUGGAAGCUGAAUAUGCACAUCCCUUGGAAACUCUGAUUCUUGGAACUGGAUUUUUCAUUGGAAUCAUGCUUUUAUGUGAUCACGUCAUUCUCCUUUGGGCAUGGGUGACUAUUCGUUUGAUAGAAACUAUUGACGUCCAUAGUGGUUAUGACAUUCCUCUCAACCCUUUAAAUCUGAUCCCUUUCUAUGCUGGUUCUCGGCAUCAUGAUUUCCACCAUAUGAACUUCAUCGGAAACUACGCUUCAACAUUUACAUGGUGGGAUAGAAUUUUUGGAACAGACUCUCAAUUUGUUGCUUACAAUGAAAAGAUGAAGAAGAUUGAGAAAAAGACUGAAUAAGUAUCUCAUCUAAACCUUCCUGAAGGUACACACUUUUCCUGAAUUGAAGCAAGUAGCUAACAUUGCUUCUGCAGAGCAGAAAUAAACAUGUGUCUUGGCUGCUAAGUGAUCCAGAGAACAUUAACAACCUUUAAUUAUCUUCCUAGUGGGAACUUUUUCUACUUUACAUAAAAACUGUGUAUGUGUAGAAAUAAGUAAAUAAGUAUUUAAGUACGAUUUUUCAUGAGGAAGUGGUAAAGGCCAUGUUGCUAACCUUACAGAAAGGUUUUAAGUAAUGGAAGAAGUAUUAAUCUGUGUCUUUCCCCAGUAAUAUCUAGGCCUGAAGUUGAAAAUUGGUCUUUAAAAUCUUCUAAAUAUAUAGUGGCCAUUUCAGAAACUCUCUUAGUAGGGUUUUGGCCUCGUAUUGAACUUGAAACAUUUUUUUGGAAUUGCCUAAACAUCGAAGUAUCAUGGGUUGAACCAUAUCAAUUGACAGUGUGAGUGAGGCUGCCGAAGCAGGAAGAGCCAGCACAGAGAACUUGACUCUUGUCCUGAGCCAGCUGGUUUGGGGUGAUUCUCUUUCUUUGAGAAGUCCUUUGGGAUUGCACUGUACUACUGGUGUCUAUAAAUUAAGGCAUUUCUGAAUUGUAAGUGGAAUACUUUAGUCUAAAGGUUUUCGGGUUACUUGAAAUUUUUAAAAAAUUGAGCUUUAUUUCUGCUAUUUACCCUUUCAUUUUUGUAUAUCAAGUUUUCAUUAUACUUAAAAACUGUAUCUUGAAACGUGAACUGACUUGCUGUAUUUGCACUUUGAACUAUUGAAAUAAAUGUGAUUUUUUUGUCCGAUUAUCCGGGUUCCAAUUUUGAA
Messenger RNA from Neogale vison (American mink), 2012 nucleotides. RefSeq names its product methylsterol monooxygenase 1 (gene MSMO1). Bases 287 to 1168 code for a protein of 293 amino acids. The transcript is spliced from 8 exons. The record is from RefSeq and is a predicted model, not a curated record. Lineage: Eukaryota; Metazoa; Chordata; Mammalia; Carnivora; Mustelidae. Gene Ontology annotation, molecular function: C-4 methylsterol oxidase activity; iron ion binding. Gene Ontology annotation, biological process: sterol biosynthetic process.